Messenger RNA from Phytophthora sojae, 1188 nucleotides. RefSeq lists its product as hypothetical. The transcript has 5 exons. The coding region runs from base 1 to 1188 and encodes 395 amino acids. NCBI's taxonomy places the organism in Eukaryota, Oomycota, Peronosporomycetes, Peronosporales, Peronosporaceae. Gene Ontology annotation, molecular function: 2-oxoglutarate-dependent dioxygenase activity. The record is from RefSeq and is a predicted model, not a curated record.
AUGGGCAGGGGGGACCCAGUCUGCCUACGAGGCCUCUCGGCUCAAUGCGUGGCCCCCGCGCAACUGCCAAACUUCACGCCUGGCUCCGUCCACUCACUCGAUUCCUUUGCGACGCAUCGAGACACUGUGGUUGAUAUUGCUUGCAAAGAGCGAUCGAGUGGCUGCUACCAUGGCAACGAGAAGGCAAGACAAAGCGUCCAACUCAAGUUUGGCGACUUCAUUGACUAUUACCAAGCAGCGUUCAGGAACGAGUCACAUUGGUUGCAAGAGGUUGACGACCUAGAGUUUUAUCUGGCGCAAUGCCCCAUCGCAGUGCUCAAAGCUGAUGCCACCUGCACGAAGGCAAGUCUGCCGGCCAUCAUGAACGAUUUCCGUCUACCCCAGUGUAUUGAAGACAAACCGAUUUCACAAGUGAACUUGUGGAUGACCGUUCAACCGGGUCGAACUACACUGCACUACGACGCGUACCAGAACAUUUUGGUCGUCUUGUACGGCAAGAAAACUGUCACGCUUUUUCCUCCAUCGGACGCUGCAAAGUUGUACCCCUUUCCGGUGCACACAAAGUCGGCGAAUCACAGUCAAGUGAACAUUGUGGAACCCGAUCUCAAAGCUCACCCACGAUUUCGUGAGGCGACGGUCCAUCAAUUCGAAGUCACAACAGGAGACGCAAUUGUGAUUCCAGAGGGCUGGUGGCACCAGGUGGACUCGGAUGCGUUCACUAUUGCUGUCAACUAUUGGUGGGAUGGUGAGCGCGAAAAGCUUGUAGCAGAUAAACGCAUGGUACCGUAUUACGCCCGGGUCAUGUUGGAGGAACUAGUUAAGCAGGAGUGCGACUCGCAGCUACAUGCCCUGCGAUCCGCAGCAGCAGCAAUUAUUGCGGAGGAAGCUCAAUUUGCGCGCGAGAAAGUGUUUUUAUCGUUGGAUGAUGAUAUUUUCACGAAGACGCAGCGAAUUUUGGCAAGAAGGCACGCUGCGGACUGGAAAGAUCUUCUGGCAAAUGCUAGCGUGGAAUUGGUGGCAGUCUUAACCAAUUGCUGGGAGGGUGAUAACCUAGAGUGUGAUCUGCUGGAAGUGCUGUUUGACGCUCUCGGUGACGACGGCGAGAUCAUCAAGGAACAAUUUCUGACGAAACAGAUGAAGUUCCGCCAAGACUGCGCAGCCAAAAUGUAUCGGUCAUUCUUCUGCUAA